AGUUCAAAACGAACGAAAUCUGUUGGUUACUUAUUUGAAAGUAAAAGUUUUGACCUAUAAGUGGUUGAGUCUCCAAUACUCAAUGAGUUUUGCAGAUGCACCUCCGGCCGUUGAUACCCAUAAGGAAAAAGAGAAGGGCAACAAAAAGCUCAAGAAUAAGGAACCUAUUUAUAAAGUAAAUAAUUCAAAGCAAAUUAAAAAUGACUAUAACUGUCACAAGACUUAG
This is a messenger RNA of Funneliformis caledonium, 226 nucleotides long. The record is from the annotation of a GenBank genome assembly. Lineage: Eukaryota; Fungi; Glomeromycota; Glomeromycetes; Glomerales; Glomeraceae.